UUGCCUAAUUCAGCUAAGCCCAAAAGCAAAAACCAAAACUAAUUUUAAAAAAAUUAGACCAAAAGCAUUUCCCGCCUCUUUGACUUCUCUGUUCGACUACAGAUCUGUCUUUAUACUACAUCGAUUGAUUUUUCUCUGCAAAUUCAACUUUCAAAAACUUUUGGUUUCAGUUCUAUUAGGGUUUCGAACUCCGAAAUCCCUUCACUUCCUUUCUCAUCGCCCUCCAUUGUUUCUUUUCUAGGGUUUCGAUCUCUGAAACCCCAGAAAACACACCAAUUCAACGUGCUCACUCACUCGAUUAGGGUUUGGGUUCUGAAUUGAAGUUACAAUGUACAUCAAGGAGGUUUGCUUGGAGGGGUUCAAGUCGUACGCGACGAGGACGGUGGUUCCGGGUUUCGAUCCCUUCUUCAAUGCGAUAACGGGGCUGAAUGGUUCCGGGAAAUCGAACAUUCUUGAUUCCAUUUGCUUCGUUUUGGGCAUCACCAAUUUACAGCAGGUUCGGGCCUCAAAUCUUCAGGAGCUCGUGUACAAGCAGGGGCAAGCUGGGAUUACGAAGGCUACGGUUUCGAUUGUGUUUGAUAAUUCAGACAGGAGUAAGAGUCCUCUUGGUUACGAAGAUUGUCCGGAGAUUACGGUCACCCGUCAGAUUGUGGUUGGUGGAAGGAAUAAAUACUUAAUCAAUGGGCACCUGGCGCAGCCUAGUCGAGUACAAAAUCUUUUCCAUUCAGUGCAACUUAAUGUUAACAAUCCACAUUUUCUCAUUAUGCAAGGGCGCAUUACUAAGGUCCUAAACAUGAAACCCCCCGAAAUCUUAUCUAUGCUUGAAGAGGCAGCUGGGACGAGAAUGUAUGAAACAAAGAAAGAGGCUGCUCUGAAGACGCUAGAGAAGAAACAAAGCAAGGUUGAUGAGAUUGACAAGCUUCUUGACCAGGAAAUACUUCCUGCUUUGGAGAAGUUGAGGAAGGAGCGGAUGCAAUACAUGCAAUGGGCUAAUGGCAAUGCAGAAUUAGAUCGACUCAAAAGGUUUUGCAUUGCGUAUGAAUAUGUUCAGGCUGAGAAGAUUAAAGACACUGCAAUUCAAGGGGUGGAAGGAAAAAAGACAAAGAUUUCUGAGAUUGAUGAUAAUGCGGAAAGGAUGCGUCUGGAGUUACAGGAGGGGGAAACGGAAGUAGCAAAGUUGACUGCUGAAAAAGAAGCAAGUAUGGGUGGGGAGGUAAAAAGUUUGUCAGAGAAAGUAGAUGCUCUUUCUCAUGAUCUUGUAAGGGAGGUGUCUGUACUGAAAAAUCAAGAGGAAAUUCUUAUGAAUGAAAAAGAGAAUGCUGAAAAGAUCGUUAGAAGUAUUGAAGAAUCAAAACAGUCUUUAGAAGAGAGGGCCUCUGCUGUAAAAAACGCUGAAUAUGGGGCAGCUGAUCUUAAAAAAAGAGUUGAGGAUCUUUCUAAGAGUUUGGAAGAGUAUGAAAGGGAAUACCAGGGUGUAAUAGCUGGUAAGAGCAGUGGAAAUGAGGAGAAGUGCCUUGAAGAUCAACUGGGUGAUGCAAAAGUAGCUGUUGGAAGUGCAGAAACAGAACUGAAACAGUUGAAAACAAAAAUAAGCCAUUCUGAGAAAGAGCUGAAAGAGAAAAAGCAUCAGUUAUUAUCAAAGCGUGAAGAGGCUGCUGCUGUAGAGAAUGAGCUCAAUGUCAGAAGAAAAGAUGUGGAAGUCGUUAAAAUGGCCUUGGAAUCUCUUUCAUAUGAAGAGGGACAGAUGGAAGCUUUACAGAAGGAUCGUGUAGCUGAGUUAGAGAUAGUGCAGAAGUUGAAAGAUGAAACUCGGAUUCUUUCUGCACAAUUGGCAAAUGUUGAGUUCACAUAUCGUGACCCUGUGAAGAAUUUUGAUAGGUCGAGGGUGAAAGGUGUGGUUGCUAAACUCUUUGAAGUGAGGGAUAGCUCCACAAUGACAGCAUUAGAGGUUGCUGCUGGGGGAAAGUUGUUUAAUAUUAUAGUGGACACAGAAAAUACUGGAAAGCAGCUGCUGCAAAAUGGUGAUCUUCGAAGAAGAGUGACAAUUAUUCCUCUAAACAAAAUUCAAUCCCAUCCUGUUCCGCAAAGAGUUCAAAAUGCUGCUGCUAGAUUGGUUGGUGAGGGGAAUGCAGAAGUGGCACUUUCUUUAGUUGGAUAUGAUAAGGAACUGAAGAGUGCAAUGGAAUACGUGUUUGGUUCUACCUUUGUUUGCAAAACUAGUGAUGCUGCAAGGGAGGUUGCUUUUAGUCGGGAAAUUAGCACACCAAGUGUCACUCUCGAAGGUGAUAUAUUUCAGCCAAGUGGACUUCUGACUGGUGGUAGUCGCAAGGGUGGUGGUGAUCUGUUAAGGCAACUUUAUUCUUUGGCAAAGGCUGAAUCAGAGCUUUCUAUUCACCAGAAGCGGUUAUCUGAAAUUGAAGCGAAGAUUGCUGAGCUCUUUCCCCUUCAAAAAAAGUUUAAGGACUUCAAGGCACAAUUGGAGCUCAAGUUAUAUGACCUUUCAUUAUUUCAGAGCAGGGCUGAACAAAAUGAGCAUCAUAAGCUUGAUGAACUGGUAAAGAAGAUUGAGCAGGAGCUUUUAGAAGCAAAAUCUGCUGCAAAAGAAAAGCAACUUCUGUAUGAAAAAUGUGUAGAUACAGUUUCAUUGCUUGAAAAAUCAAUUCAUGAUCAUGCUAAUAAUCGGGACAGAAGGCUAAAAGAUUUGGAGAAAAAUAUUAAGGCAGUAAAAGCUCAAAUGCAAUCAGCUUCAAAAGAACUCAAGGGGCAUGAGAAUCGAAGGGAGAAGCUUAUUAUGGAAAUGGAAGCAGUCAAAGAGGAACAUGCAUCCUUGGAGAGUCAGUUAAUUUCUCUAAGAAACCAGAUUAACACUCUCACAUUGGAAGUAGAUGAACAUAAAACCAAGAUUGCUUCCAUCAGAAAUGUUCAUGACCAGGCACAAUCUGAGCUGAAUAUCUUCCGGACGAAAUUGAAGGAAUGUGAUUCACAGAUUAAUUCCAUUCUUAAGGAGCAACAGAUAAUUCAACGUAAAAUUAGUGAGACAAAUAUUGAGAGGAAGAAGAUGGAAAAUGAGGUAAAACGGAUGGAGAUGGAACAGCAAGAUUGCACUUUGAAGGUUGACAAAUUAAUUGAAAAGCAUGGCUGGAUAACAUCUGAGAAACAGUUGUUUGGAAGAAGUGGGACGGAUUAUGAUUUUGCGUCCCGUGAUCCUCGAAAAGCAAGGGAGGAUUUUGAAAAGCUGCAAGCUGAACAAUCAGGCCUUGAGAAAAGAGUUAACAAGAAAGUUAUGGCAAUGUUUGAGAAGGCAGAAGAUGAGUACAGCGAUUUGAUAUCCAAGAAAAAUAUCAUUGAGAAUGACAAGUCAAAAAUCAAGAUGGUGAUUGAAGAGCUUGAUGAAAAGAAGAAAGAAACUCUGAAAGUUACUUGGGUUAAAGUUAACAACGACUUCGGGUCCAUAUUUUCCACCCUAUUACCUGGCACAAUGGCAAAGCUAGAACCUCUGGAGGGAUGUAGCUUCUUGGAUGGUCUUGAGGUUCGUGUUGCAUUUGGAGGUGUUUGGAAGCAGUCCUUGUCAGAACUUAGUGGAGGACAGAGAUCUCUACUUGCCCUUUCUCUAAUUCUGGCGCUGCUUCUGUUUAAACCAGCUCCACUUUAUAUACUGGAUGAGGUUGAUGCAGCUCUUGAUCUAAGCCACACCCAGAAUAUAGGAAGAAUGAUCAAAAGUCACUUUCCACAUUCGCAGUUCAUUGUGGUUUCUCUGAAGGAAGGCAUGUUCAAUAAUGCCAAUGUUCUUUUUCGCACAAAAUUUGUGGAUGGUGUUUCCACUGUGCAGAGAACUGUUGCAACGAAGCAGAACAAAUGAUUCGCUUCAUCUUGUGGCGAUUAAACUGAACUGAUGGUUUGCUUUAAUGAAGAUUGCGAGCUUCGGUGACCGCUGACAAUUACAAUGUGUAACGUCUAACAGUGGUAUAUUUUUUUUGUAUGCACUGUGUAUAAUUAGUUGUGUAAAGCAUCUUUGGCUUCUUUGUAUCUUGGAAUUUGGAAAAUCCAUGAAUUGUCAAUCUGUUUGAGAUGAUGCAUUUCACUUUAUAAUGCGAAAGCUUUAAUUACCAUA
This is a messenger RNA of Cornus florida, 4111 nucleotides long. Its product is annotated as structural maintenance of chromosomes protein 2-1. The transcript is spliced from 21 exons. Gene Ontology annotation, biological process: chromosome organization. Lineage: Eukaryota; Viridiplantae; Streptophyta; Magnoliopsida; Cornales; Cornaceae. Gene Ontology annotation, cellular component: chromosome. The record is from RefSeq and is a predicted model, not a curated record. Bases 329 to 3859 code for a protein of 1176 amino acids. Gene Ontology annotation, molecular function: protein binding; ATP hydrolysis activity; ATP binding.